AUGAAUGUCAAUGACGACAUCACCUGUACCGAUGACGCGGAAUGUCAGAACGGUGAGACUUGUGUAUCGGGUACGUGCACCUGUCCAGCUGGUUCAACCUGUGCCGAAGGCACCUGUAUAUAUGACGCGGAUUGUCAGAACGGAGAGACUUGUGUUUCGAAUACGUGCACCUGUCCAGCUGGUUCAACCUGUGACGAAGGCACCUGUAUAUAUGACGCGGAUUGUCAGAACGGAGAGACUUGUGUUUCGAAUACGUGCACCUGUCCAGCUGGUUCAACCUGUGACGAAGGCACCUGUAUAUAUGACGCGGAUUGUCAGAACGGAGAGACUUGUGUUUCGAAUACGUGCACCUGUCCAGCUGGUUCAACCUGUGAUGAAGUCACCUGUACCGAUGACGCGGAUUGUCAGAACGCAGAGAUUUGUGAAUCGGGUACGUGCACCUGUCCAGCUGGUUCAAGCUGUGGCGUAGAAUUCUGUUCUAGUGACGAUCAGUGUCUGAAUGGAGGUAACUGUAAUGCCGAUGGGAAUGCAUGCGAAUGCCUUGAAGGAUUCACUGGAGCUGUGUGUAAUUAUAUCGACGGAUGUGCCAGCAAUCCCUGUUUCAAUGGAGGAACGUGUAACAAUCUAGUUGACAGCUUCACCUGCGACUGUGUUGAUGGCUAUGAUGGGAUUACGUGUGAUUCAGAUAUCGACGAAUGUGCCAGCUAUCCCUGUCUGAAUGGAGGAACGUGUAACAAUCUAAUUGACAGCUUCACCUGUGACUGUGUUGAUGGCUAUGAUGGGAUGACGUGUGAUUCAGGUAACACCGAUCCUUGCACCCAACCAAACCUGUGUGUCAAUGGUGUCUGCAGUCCUAUUGGACAGGGACAGUACGAGUGUGAAUGCCAAGAUCAUUAUGAGGGGAUCUAUUGUGAUGAACCAACUCUUCCUUUGGAGAUUUCUGUCCAUCCGUCAAGCCAGAUAGUCAUCAUCAAUGCCAGAGUGGAGCUGACAUGUAGUUUCAACAAUGCCAAGCGAUACCACUGGUACAAAGAUGAUGUCCUUUUGCCCAACAGUGAAAACCAGAAUCCUUUGAUAAUCAUGUCUGUCUCGCCCAGUAACAUCGGGUAUUACUUCUGCCGAGGCUCAGGGAGACAUGAAGAAACUUUAGACACGACGCCAGCAUCUGUAUAUGUCAAAGAUCUUACCAAUAUAAAAGUUUUGAAUGCUAGAUUUGCCAUUUCAUUCCGCGAUGAGCUUUAUGACCAAACUUCUAAACUCUAUAGAGAAACGGCGUUCAACAUCAGCACCUAUGUGGAGCAAGGCCUCCGAACCAGUACUGGGUUGGAGGGCGUAUCAGUAGUAUGCAGAGCCCUAAAACCAGGAAGCGUCAAAGCUGACAUGAAUAUCUUCAUCGAGCCGACCAAUUUAACGGCACUGGAGACACAAGAUCUUUUUGGACUAUCUCUCGAGAGUCUAGCCAAUGAAUCAAAUGGUUUUCUCGAUUCCAACACCAUUUCAGUUCAAAAUAACGCUAUUUGCCAGAAUAUCUCAUGGAUUUCUCCUCGGUUUGAAAGAGUCGAAUUUCCGGUGGGUGAAAACGGAACAUGGGCAGAUUCAACAGGAAUGUGUCCUUUCAACACUACUAAAGCCAAUGAACCCAUUGGACGGGCUCUGUGUAUCGGCGAUGGUAUUACCCAGAGCCAGUGGCAACCUGUGGAUAAUUGCGGACCAUUUAGAAAUGUCACAGAUAUUCUCACUGAAAUUGCACAGGUAAUUGUUAGUGAAGAAAAUGCAGGUGAAGUUAGCCAGCAAAUAUCAGCUGUUACUUCCAACAUCGAAGAUAUCACAUCAGAUGACAUCUCGUUUGUGACACAGAUAACAUCCAACAUUGUGCAGCAAAAUCUUACUGGUGAAGAGGUAACAGAGUCUAUAACAAGUAUUGUGAGCAAUAUAGCUCAGGUAGACACAGAGGAACUUGAAGCUGCAGAGGAAAAUGGUGGGGCAAUAAGUAAAUUUGUCCAGGCUUUUGAGGAACAAAUCAGUCGUGUUGAGGUUGCCGAUGGUGAGAUGCUCAACAUUCAGCAGCCAUAUGUAGCCGUACAGGUCCAGAGUGUACCUGCUGAGGACAUAAUGCGUGGUCUUGUGCUUUCGCUAGCUGGAUCCAGUCUUUCAGACCUGACCAAGUCCAAUAUUACCAUCAAUGCUCCGACCCAAGAUGACCGCGAUGAGAACAUUGCUACCAGACCAGACACUAUUGCUCAGGUCAACAUUCCACCUUCAGUUUCAUCCAUCAUUUCGUCCACGGCCCCACUCUCGGGAUCGCAGUCGAAUGGCAGUAGUGGAUACGUUCGGGUCAACUUCAAUGUAUUUUCAACUCCAGCCCUGUUCAUUUCUAAAUCAUUGCGCACAUUGAGUGCGGAUAAUGAAGGCUUCAAUCGAUCGGCUAACUCUCCCGUGAUUUCUCUCAGUAUUGGUCAAGGGAAUAUAGCAGCCUUGACCGAAUCCAUCAACUUUACCUUCACAACGAUAAUGCCUGGAUACAUGAAUCCCAAUUGUUCAUUCUGGGAUGAGGAGCAGGCAGAUUGGUCCCAAGAUGGGUGUGUUCUUGUUUCUGGAUUCACAUCAUCUGAUGAUGAGGAGAACGUGCGCUGUGCGUGUGAUCAUCUUACCAACUUCGCUGUUAUAAUGGAUAUCCAUAGAAAGGAGAGCCCUGACGAGAAGGCAUACAACAUCCUGACUUAUAUUGGCUGCUGUAUUUCUAUCUUCAGUCUUCUUGUCACAUUGGCAACCUACCUGUGGCACAAGGAUUUGAGGACCAAACAGACUAGCCAGAUCUUCAUCUGUCUGUGCCUGACCUUGCUGUGUCUCUACACGACAUUUGUCAUCAUGAUCUCUCUGGAAUCUCGUAAGGUCUUAGCUGGACCCUGUGGGUUCCUGACGGCCCUAGUUCACUACUUCGUUUUGUCCUCCAUUGCAUGGAUGGGUGUGGAAGGGUACAAUACCUACCUCAUCAUUGUAAAGAUCUUUAACACCUACAUCCAGAGUUUUAUGGUCAAGGCUUUCUUAGCUGCAUGGGGAAUUCCUGCACUUAUCGUGGUUCUUACCGGAGCUGUUGCUAGAGACUCUUACGCCCAUGAUGAUCUAUGCUUUCUACAAUUCUGGGCUCAAAUCGGUGGUCUCCUGAUUCCCAUGUCCAUCAUCCUCCUCAUCAACAUCGUCAUCUUCAUCCUGGUGGUGCAACAGUUGAUCCGGUCAGCCAAUUUCGCUGGUCGGGUGAAAAAAGAGGCUAAGGCAGAACGUCGGGAGACUAUAGUACGCGUCCAGAACGCGAUCUGCAUCUUGCUCGUGCUCGGUUUGACCUGGGUCGCUGGAUAUCUUCUUUUGAUUCCAACAUUUAGUCAGGUGGCUCAACCAAUCUUCAUCAUCCUGAACUCCUUCCAAGGAUUUUUCAUCUUUCUACUCUACUGUGUCCGGAAGCCUCACAUCCGUAAGAAAUGGGGGCUAACUUGUUUCGACAAGUUCGUAAAGAAAGAAGCAACCACCUCCAGCGGUGGGGUAAGCGUGACGGCGCUAUCCUCGUCAGCUGGAAUGAAUAGCAAUUUGCGCCCAGGAGCCUCGGAUAAUUACUUUUUGCCUACCAAAGACGACAAUCCCGAUCAUAUGUGUAUGUUUAAUCCGACCUUUGAUGAUAGUCAGGUUGAGGAAGGGGUCAUACCACCCAUGAACACAUAUAUCCAGAGUUCCACAGAGGAACAGAAGAAGGACACGGAUCGUGAUGCAACAAGCGCUGAUGUUGUGGCGGUAAGUCUCCAUCUUGAUGCAUCUAUCCCAAUAGCCACUGAGAGAAGUGACGGUGUUUCCUCCAACACGGAUGCUGACACGGUCAUUGUAAAUCUGGAUUCAACUGAUGCCAGGAAAGCUACCGAGGGUACCGAUGAUGUUACUUCCACCAACAAUGAUGCUGCCGUAAGUUCCCCUAAGGAUGCAGAGAAUGGCACCAAAUACAAUGAGAGGAGUAAUGAUGCUGCCGACAAUCUUCCACCGGAUUCAACAGAUAUCGACAAAGGAAAUUAGAGCAGUGACAUAGAUGCCAGUAGCACCACCGAUUUUGCAACUGCCAAUGGCACAGGUUGGUUUUGACUAUAGCGAUGUAUUCAUUCUAAUACUUGAGUUUUAAAAAAAUUGUAAACAGCUUUUGUAUUAAUUUAGAUUUAAGCAAGAAGAGGGUCUUAAAGAGAACAUGAUGUUAUAUUGGCAUACUAGGCAGGGUAUGGGUGGGCUGGGUGUCGGCUGAACCCCCAUCCCUUUUCCCCAAGCAUUUGGUAUUUAUGAGGCCUCUGUCUGGUAUCGGGCCGGGUCACUGGCUGAGAACGCCAAUGCCUUAACCACUACACCACACAGAACCCUCCCGUCCCCCUUCCCCAAGGCUUUUGCAAUUACCAAUAGUUCGUCACCACAUAUUUAGGCAACCAGGUGACGACAGUAUAUAUAUGUACAUUUAUAUGUACCGUAUGGAAGCAUUCAUGAUCAGAUGAUUUUUGUUAAAUAAUGUUUAAUGUUCUAUUAGUCAGAUAAGAGAUAUUUUCAUUGUUGGAAAGUAUGUUGAUGAUGAUAAUGGUACGAGGGUUUUUUCAAUUCUUUUUAAUCGCUUUUUGUCAUGACAUGAUAUAUAAAUAUUGCGAAUGAAAAUUAGAUAACAAUGGUUGCGUAGCUUAAAUACAAGGUCCCCCUUGCUGUCCUUAUUUUCUUUUCUUUUUUGCAAAGUUUGAAAUAAAUUGUCUCCGCCGGGAAUUGAACCAGGUCAGUGGCUGAGAAAGCGAAUGCCUAAGCCACUAGACCACAAAGAACCCCCGAGCAUUUUGCAAUUACCACUAUUCCGUCACCACAUAUUCGGGCAACCAGGUGAUUGCCAUUUGUCAUCAUCUUUAUUAUAUUUCAAUGACAAAAUGAUAUCUUUUCAAUUUAUAUGUACCUUAUCGAAGUUUUCAUAAUCAGAAUUUUUUUUAUAUGAUAUUUUGUGGUGUGUUACUCAAAGAGGAGGUCUUUCCAUUUUUGAAAAAAAGUAUAAUGAUGAUGUUAAUAGUACAAUGAUUUUUUUUGUUUGUCUUUCAUAUAAUUCAAAAUGAAAUUAUACUAUGAUGGUUGUGUAGCUUAAAGGAAAGUUCCCCCUUGUUGUUCUCUUUUUUAAUUUCUUUGCAAAGGUUGAACAUAAAAAAAAUUCCGCCGGGAACUGGCAGAGAAUGAUCAAAUAAAUGAUUUUCCAUCAAAUAGCGAUCGAGGUUAAUUGUCUCUAAGCCCUAAUUAUAUUAAGUUACACUCACACAAAUUAAUGAAGAAAUAUUUUGUAAUGAACAUUACCGGAAUUUACAUAAAGAUAUACAAAUGUAAGACAAAAAUAUAUUGGUGCAAAUGUACUCAGAAAAGUUCACAUAUGACGAAAGUAAGAGCCACAGGAGAAAUACUUUUUUAAUUAAAUGUGCAAAUGGUAGGCAUUUAGGAUAGCCUUAAAAUGAGAAAAAUGAAAAAUAAGAAUAUCAGGCUUUACAUGAUGAGUUUUCAUAAUUAGUAUUCUCAAAUCAGUCGUAUGUGAUUUAAUUAUCAUAUUCUUGUUGUCAUAUGAUAGAAAUGAAAUGAGCUUUUCAGUGAUGUAUAUAUUAAUGAUAGCAAAUAAUUUGGGAGAUUAUUGCGGAUUAUUGAGUAAUUUACGAAUACAAACUUAGGUUUUUAUUAUCACGGACACACUGUAUUGUAGCUCGUUUCAAUGUUGAAUUGCUUAGUUAAUUUCUGAUACUGCUGAUAUAUAACUUGAAAAAUCAGAACAUUACUGUUACUAUCAUUUGUAUUAUUGUGCGCAACAAGAAAUUUAUAAAAGCAUGCUUAUAUAGUAAUAAAGUAAAUGGUGGAGUGGAAA
Messenger RNA from Strongylocentrotus purpuratus (purple sea urchin), 5893 nucleotides. RefSeq lists its product as uncharacterized. The record is from RefSeq and is a predicted model, not a curated record. The coding region runs from base 1 to 4056 and encodes 1351 amino acids. Gene Ontology annotation, cellular component: membrane. Gene Ontology annotation, molecular function: G protein-coupled receptor activity; calcium ion binding. Lineage: Eukaryota; Metazoa; Echinodermata; Echinoidea; Camarodonta; Strongylocentrotidae. The transcript has 24 exons. Gene Ontology annotation, biological process: G protein-coupled receptor signaling pathway; cell surface receptor signaling pathway.